Molecule: messenger RNA, 3216 nt
Organism: Dimorphilus gyrociliatus
Lineage: Eukaryota; Metazoa; Annelida; Polychaeta; Dinophilidae
Source: the annotation of a GenBank genome assembly
CAAAACACUAACCAUUAAUACACCAGUCCGGUUCAGCCUACAUUAUCGGACUACGUUUGCGAGUAAAAAAUAGUGUGUCUUACAAAUUUUAUGAAUUAAAAGAAAUCCCGAAGCGGUUCAUGAGUUUUUAAAUCCGACAAUAUGUCUAAAAGUUUUGGAGAUGACCUCUUUGAGGUAUUUGAUGAGGAACCAACGUCCGUUCUAAAGAACGAUAAUAGCACGUCCACGAUCAAACGGAAAUCUUCUCAGUCUGAUAACGGUGAAAAUGAUGAACAAGAACCAAAAAAGCCCAAAUCCAUUUUUGAUAAAAUUAAUGAAGUUAAAGAUGAAUACGUGACUAUUGCGGAGGACGCUCCAAAGGAGUCGACGGAAGAGGUGAAGCAGAGCUUUAGAGUUGACCAAAUUUAUCAAACGGAGGAUUGUACCCACGAAGUAGUUUUACCUGGCGAAGCCGAAUUAGAUUCUCUGAAAGCUGGAGAAAAACCGGCUAAGGAAUACAAGUUUAAUUUAGACACUUUUCAAAAGCAAGCUACAAUGUGUCUGGAAAAUUCUCAAUCAGUCUUAGUGUCAGCUCACACUUCAGCAGGAAAAACAGUUGUAGCUGAAUACGCAAUAGCAAUGUCUUUUCGCAAUAAGCAGAAGGUUAUUUAUACAACACCUAUCAAGGCUCUCUCGAAUCAGAAGUUCCGGGAAUUUCAAGAAGAAUUUCAAGAUGUUGGCCUUAUGACUGGAGAUACAACAAUUAAUCCUAAUGCAUCUUGUUUGAUUAUGACAACAGAAAUUUUGCGUAGUAUGUUAUACAGAGGAUCGGAAUUAACGAGAGAAGUGGCCUGGGUUAUUUUUGAUGAAAUUCAUUAUAUGAGAGAUAAGAUGCGAGGAGUUGUUUGGGAAGAAACAAUUAUUCUACUCCCUGAUAAUGUACGAUAUGUCUUCCUCUCUGCCACUAUUCCAAAUGCUCGCCAAUUCGCAGAAUGGAUAGUCUUUCUGCAUAAGCAACCCGUUCAUGUUGUAUAUACAGAAAAACGUCCUGUACCCCUUCAGCAUUAUGUGUAUCCAUCAGGUGGAGAUGGAGUUCAUCUUGUGCUCAAUGAAAAAGGACAAUUUAAAGAGGACAAUUUGUCAGUUGCAAUGGACACUUUAGCGAAAGCAGGAGAAGCGGGAAUGGGUGAUCAAAGGGGAAGGAGGGGUGGAAACAGAGGACAGAAUGAGAGCAACGUGCUGAAAGUCGUCCGAAUGAUAACUGAAAAGAGUUUCACUCCAGUAAUUAUUUUUUCAUUUUCAAGAAAAGAAUGCGAAGAGCAUGCUGUUCAAUUAUCAAAGUUGGACUUGAACUCUGAUACAGAAAAAGAGCACGUUGAAAAAGUUUUUAAAAAUGCGAUGAUGUAUUUAAGUGACGAAGAUAGAAAAUUACCCCAAGUUGACAAUGUGCUACCUUUACUAAAAAAGGGCAUUGGAAUACAUCAUUCUGGUUUGUUACCUUUAUUGAAAGAGACGAUUGAAAUUCUCUUUGGUGAAGGCUUAAUCAAAGCUUUAUUUGCCACGGAAACUUUUGCUAUGGGAUUAAAUAUGCCUGCAAAAACUGUUGUCUUUACACAAACAGAAAAGUUUGAUGGUGUUGAUGUUCGCCCAUUAACAUCAGGAGAGUAUAUACAGAUGAGUGGACGAGCUGGUCGAAGAGGAUUAGAUGAAAAAGGUAUAGUCAUCAUGAUGAUGAAACAGAGAGUUACACCAGCCGAAGUGAAAAAUAUGCUUGGGGGAGCUGCUGAUCCUCUGAAUUCAGCUUUUCAUCUCACAUACAAUAUGGUUUUAAAUCUAAUGAGAGUAGAAGAAGUAAAUCCAGAAUAUAUGUUAGAAAGGUCAUUUUAUCAAUUUCAAAACUAUAGCUCUUUACCUGCUCUAGAAAGACAAUUAAAAGAUCUAGAAAUGAAGUAUGUUUCAUUUAAAAUUCCAAGAGAAAGUGAAAUAGAAAGCUAUCAUAAGUUGAGAAGACAAUUAAAACACCGCGAAAAAGAAUUACUGUCCUACACUCAAAAAGCUAAAUAUAUAGUUCCUUGGUUAAAAGUUGGUCGUUUAAUCGAAGUGAAACAUGAUGAUACAUAUUUUGGUUGGGGAGCAGUUGUCAAUGUCUAUCAGAAAACAUUAAAGGAAGAUGUAACGGAAAGACGUUACUUUGUUGAUGUUAUGUUAGAUUUAGAUCCUUCUUGUUUGAGAAAUUUUAAACAAGGAGGUAAUCCAAAACCUUCUGACGGAAAAAAUGGUGAAAUGUGUGUUAUUCCAAUUACGUUAAAAACAAUACAAGCCGUUAGCCAGAUUCGUAUUCUACUUCCUGAUGAUCUGAAAUCUAAAGAUAAGAGACAACGCGUAAAAAAAGAUAUAGAUGAAGUUAGACGACGUCAAAAAGAUGGUAUACCUCUCCUCGAUCCCCAGGAAGACUUUGGCAUUAAAGAGGAAGGCUUUAAAGAAGUGCUGAAAAAGAUAGAAGCUCUUGAGAAACGGUUGUACUCUCAUGUCUUAACAAAUGAUUCUCAAUUAGAAGAUUUGUACAACUUAUUUGAAUCCAAAAUGUCCAUUGGUGAUGAAGUAAGAAAAAUUAAAAGUCAGUUAAAAGCAAAGAAAAGUCUACUGCAGAUGGAAGAAUUAAAAUGCCGUAAAAGAGUUCUCCGACGAUUAGGCUAUGCCACGGCACAAGAUGUAAUUGAGAUCAAAGGAAGAGUUGCUUGUGAGAUUGACUCUGUUGAUGAAUUAUUGGUUACUGAACUUCUUUUUGAAAAUAUGUUUGAUGAUCUCUCUCCAUCAGAAGUUGCAGCCGUUAUGAGUUGUUUUGUAUUUGACGAGAAGUGCUCAGAAAUGCCUAAGCUAACAGAUACUUUAUCAGGGACACUCAGGAAAAUCCAAGAAGCAGCAAGAAAGAUAGCUAAAGUUUGCAUUGAUGCGAAAAUCGAGUUAGAUGAAGAGGAAUAUGUUGAGAGAUUGAAACCAUACUUAAUGGAUAUUGUUUAUGCUUGGUGCGAGGGAGCUCAGUUUUCAAAGAUAUGCGAAAUGACAGAUAUUUUUGAGGGGUCAAUCGUUCGAUCUAUGCGUCGACUCGCAGAAGUUAUGCGUCAGUUAGUUUGUGCGGCAAAAGCAAUUGGCAACACGAAUCUUGAAAAUAAAUUUUCAGAAUCUAUUCGUUUGUUGAAGAGAGAUAUUGUCUUUGCUGCUAGCCUAUAUUUGUAA